Rhodofomes roseus is the source of this 2153-nucleotide messenger RNA. RefSeq lists its product as uncharacterized. The record is from RefSeq and is a predicted model, not a curated record. The coding region runs from base 59 to 1705 and encodes 548 amino acids. The transcript is spliced from 4 exons. NCBI's taxonomy places the organism in Eukaryota, Fungi, Basidiomycota, Agaricomycetes, Polyporales, Fomitopsidaceae.
UAAGGGCACCAGCGACCUCCUUGAGACCUCGUUCUGCUUCGCAGGAUCUUAUGCAGGUAUGAGUCUCGAACAGUGUGAAGACCAGGGCUCGGCGCCGACGCAUGUUGGUAGAGCGAACAGGCCGACACUCUCGUCCUGUACGCCGCCGAAUAUUGCGGAAGUCAUGGAACGCUCGAAAACAUCCCAGGACAGCGACGGCCGUGAUGCACUUCUUCCUUGUAGAUUUCACAGCGACUACGCCAGCUGUUCUGACUUGUUUUGGUCUCCUUCUCGAACGCUAGACCGGCUGCGAGAACAACAGAACAAACUUCUCCUGCCUCUUCCCAUGCCCCUCACGAACCGGAUUACAGAAGACAUCACUGACAACAUAAUUGACUGCGUGCCGGCACACGGAGAUCUCUACACUUGCGCACUCGUCUGUCGAUCCUGGCACACGCAUAGCAUCAGGUGCCUCUAUCGAAACAUCUCUCUCCAGACCAGAUGCACCUUCGACCUUCUCGCUCGGCAGGCUUUGCACAACACUCGCGUCAAAGAGCACCUCAAUUGGACUUCGCGUCUCGAGGUGGAACUACGCGAUGGACCAACAUCGGAGCCGCUAUCAUUUGGACAUGUCGUGCCGCAUGCUUUUCACAAGUGCAUGCCUACACUCAUCGAGCUGCGCCUCGUCAACUGUCUCCCACAGUCCUACGCUACUAGUUUCAUUGCACUGCUGCCAAGAUUCACGCGUAUCUCCACGUUGACCCUGGCUGAUUGCAAGCUGCGUUGUGUCAGCGACUUCCUCCAUGUCAUCUCGGCAUUUCCUCUCCUCUGUCAUCUUACUCUAGAGGACGUCGACUGCGGAGGACCUAAGGAGCCUCGCACUGCCUUUUUCGCCCCCCGCGUGGCGAAUGCAGCGAGGCGCAUGCACAAGAGCGGCGUCGAACACGCGUUGAGGCGCGUGGAAGUCAGAAACACGUACGAAUGGAUCUGCGAGUUGCUCCUAGAUUGGUUGUUUGCCGCAGAUGUCGCUGGUCGCCUUCAAGAAUUAACGUACGAGCCUUGGAGUAAAGCCGGGUCAAACACGUCGAAGCUGGAGAAGCGAAUGGCGUUAUUUGUGUGCAACUCCCGCGAUCCAUGCCCACCUGUCUCUGGGACAAGGGGCAUCGCUCGUAUUCUAAGUGAUCCUCGGCCGCACCUAGAGCUCCUGUCCUUCCGCUGUGAUCCUGACGACCGGUGCUCAUUAUCGAACGCGCCCAACCUACGCGUUCUAACGGUGACGUUCAACACCCUGCGCUCUGACACAUGGCGGACGAGCUGCGACGAGAUUCGCCACAUCCUGUCGAGCAUAUCCAGCAACCAGCUCGUCCUCCUCACACUCGUGCUUCCUCUCGCGAUGGACCUCGAGUUCAGAACGGGCCAGGCCGAGAUAGCCGAGCUUAAGGCUUCCCUGCCAGAUGAGGACACGCUCAAGUCCUUCCAUGAGCCGCUGCUUGAGCACCCUCGCUUCAGCCGGCCCGUUCGCGUCCACCUGGCGUUGAUGUUGUUCCAGGCUAGUCACAAGGACUAUAUACCGUCGCACAAUCAGCAGGCGGUCAAGGCGAUGGCGGACUGGGCCCGCAGGCUGUUCAUGCCCUGGUACACCCGCGGCAUACUCUUUGUACGAGUCGAAGAGCUCCGGACUAUGUGGAAGAUUCACUUCCCACUGUGCGAUAAGAAGAGCUUUUAAUACGAUCAGCAAGCCUAGCAAGCUCUGGUAUGGAUGGCGAAUAUGUAUCGCUGUCCGGCGCUGACUCGAUGCGUUCGCCACGUCGUGUACUCUGCCAUGUGCCAACGUACAAUUGCAGUGUGUAUAAUCGUUCCAAUGACCUACUUGCUAAGUUACUUGCUCGACAAGUGCUACGAAACGCUUAUCCAUGAGGUGUAAUAACAACGACGAUCGCGCACGAAUAUUCGAACUCAAAUGGCUGCAACAUCUAUGUAUCCACGAUUUACUUGGUGCCAUGCCUGUAACGAUGACACUGACAUCGCUUGGCCACCAGGAGAUUCACAACCAACGGACUCAACUUCAAGCCUGAACCACGCUGUUUAGUAUCAAUUCCUUUGCCCGCUCCGAACGUGCUCGGAUGUCGCACUUGAAGGGAAGCGGCCAGCUGAUUAUCGCAAUGAGCACAAAU